CAAGCUUUGUUAUAGAGACCGACAGAAAAGAAGACUAAUAGAAGAUUUUAGAUUCUUCUUUCUUACACUUUACUUUCUGUUUCGCAUUGAUUUUCUCUGGAAAUAUACAAAUCUUAUUCCUCCAUUCUUUUUUUCCAGAUCCAAAUUGCAAUAUCAAUAUCGUAGUUUUUAAGAUAUUGGAAAAAGAUGGAGGCAUCGUCGACGAGUCAACCUGAGUUUGACUAUUUGUUUAAGUUGUUACUGAUAGGGGAUUCGGGUGUGGGGAAGAGUACUCUGCUCUUGAGUUUUACUUCCGAUACCUUUGAGGAACUCAAUCCUACCAUUGGUGUGGAUUUUAAGGUAAAGCACGUUAACAUUGGAGGGAAAAAGUUGAAGCUUGCCAUCUGGGACACUGCUGGACAGGAAAGAUUUAGAACGCUAACAAGCUCAUACUACAGAGGAGCACAAGGGAUAAUUAUGGUUUAUGAUGUAACUCGGCGAGACACAUUUACAGAUUUAUCUGACGUAUGGGCUAAAGAAAUCGAUCUGUACUCAACAAAUCAGGACUGCAUCAAGAUGCUUGUUGGCAAUAAAGUUGAUAAGGAAAGUGAAAGAGUGGUCAGCAAAAAAGAGGGCAUCGACUUUGCUCGGGAAUACGGAUGCCUUUUCAUUGAGUGCAGUGCAAAAACACGAGUAAAUGUGGAACAAUGCUUCGAGGAGCUUGUCUUAAAGAUAUUGGAAACCCCAAGCCUCGUGGCUGAGGGAUCAUCUGGAGUGAAAAAGAACAUCUUCAAACAGAAUCCGCCUCAAAGCGGUGCCGCAACCAGCGGUUGUUGCUCGUGGAACCAUCGACUACCGAAUAACAAAAGAGGAAGAAACCUGACGGACCCAUCCGUGGCCGCCUCCUCCUUUUCCCCGCCGCGUGGGGAUGCCGAUAUUGAGGCUCUUCGCCCUCCUGCAUUGGCUGACCCACCGCAACUCCCACCGCUGCAACCUCCUCAGUCAGACGCUAUGAUAUCAUCUAGGGACCCGCACGCGCUCUUUAGUGGCGGCGGCAUAAGCUUUCUCACUGGAAGUCGAGCUGCUAAAUUCAGCUAUGGAUAUUCCAGUUUCAAGGGCAAAAGACCUUCAAUGGAGGAUUUCUAUGAAACGAGGAUAUCUGAAGUUGAUGGUCAGAUGGUUGCCUUUUUUGGUGUUUUCGAUGGUCAUGGAGGUUCAAGAACUGCAGAGUAUCUUAAAAACAACCUCUUCAAGAAUUUGAGCACCCACCCUGAUUUUAUCAAGGACACAAAAACAGCUAUAGUUGAAACAUUUAAACAAACUGAUGCUGAUUACCUCAAUGAAGAGAAAGGCCAGCAAAAAGAUGCUGGCUCAACUGCUUCAACUGCUGUAUUAUUGGGUGACCGGCUGCUUGUUGCAAAUGUUGGUGAUUCUAGGGGGGUUGCUUCUAGAGCUGGAUCAGCUGUCCCUCUGUCAAUUGAUCACAAGCCUGAUCGAUCUGAUGAACGCCUAAGGAUUGAAGAUGCCGGAGGUUUCAUCAUUUGGGCUGGGACAUGGCGGGUUGGUGGUAUUCUCGCUGUUUCACGUGCAUUUGGUGAUAAACUACUUAAACCAUAUGUAGUUGCUGAGCCAGAAAUUCAGGAAGAAGAAAUCGACGGUGUUGAUUUCAUAAUCAUCGCCAGUGAUGGGCUUUGGAAUGUCUUAUCGAAUGAGGAUGCUGUGGCCUUAGUGCAGCACAUAACUGAUGCAGAAGCUGCAGCAAGAAAACUUAUAAAAGAGGCAUAUGCACGAGGGAGCUCAGACAACAUUACCUGCGUUGUUGUCCGGUUUGACAGCUCAUGAACUUGUUCGAGGUAUUGGGGACACUAUUUAGCAUAAGGCAGGAAAUAGGAUUAUGAUUAUGAAUGGAUGCAAGUUAUAAGCUCACUUUGGCCUGAUCGGUUACUGCAAGAGGUAGUCAUUUCAACUGGUUACGAGUGAGAAUGUUGUAUGUGUUUUAAGAUUUAGUUGUUUCUCAUAAGAAAAUUAUCUUACACCAUUGAUGGAAUUUUUAGAUUCCGAAGGGGUUAGUAAUUGAAACAUUCGUAAUGUUAAAAAGAUUACAUUCUUAGUGUAUCAAAGAUGAACUCUUGUUAUUGA
Messenger RNA from Gossypium raimondii (Peruvian cotton), 2118 nucleotides. RefSeq names its product probable protein phosphatase 2C 11. The coding region runs from base 187 to 1821 and encodes 544 amino acids. NCBI's taxonomy places the organism in Eukaryota, Viridiplantae, Streptophyta, Magnoliopsida, Malvales, Malvaceae. Gene Ontology annotation, molecular function: cation binding; protein serine/threonine phosphatase activity; GTP binding. The record is from RefSeq and is a predicted model, not a curated record. Gene Ontology annotation, biological process: protein dephosphorylation. Gene Ontology annotation, cellular component: cytosol; nucleus. The transcript has 15 exons.